This is a messenger RNA of Salvia splendens (bonfire salvia), 459 nucleotides long. RefSeq names its product probable protein phosphatase 2C 80. Lineage: Eukaryota; Viridiplantae; Streptophyta; Magnoliopsida; Lamiales; Lamiaceae. The record is from RefSeq and is a predicted model, not a curated record. Gene Ontology annotation, biological process: protein dephosphorylation. The transcript has a single exon. Gene Ontology annotation, molecular function: protein serine/threonine phosphatase activity. Bases 1 to 459 code for a protein of 152 amino acids.
AUGAGGAACGCCGAGCGCUCCACCCCCGCCGCCGUCGACCCCAAAUCCGUGAUCAUGGCCGUCUUCUCGAGGACGAAGGCGGCCGGAUCGAGCACCGCCUGCAUCCUCUCGCUCGCCGGAAACCACCUCCGGGCGGCGAACUUCGGCGAUAGCGGCUUCAUGGUGAUCCGGAGAGGAAGUGUAAUUUUCCGAUCUCCGGCGCAGGUGUGGGGGUUCAACGUGCCUUAUCAGCUAGAGGGGAGGUUGAGAGAGGGGCCGGGGCGGGCGGAGGAGAUGGCGGUGGAGGUCCAGAGCGGCGACGUCGUGGUCGCCGCCACUGACGGGUUGUUCGACAAUCUGUUCCCUGAGGACGUGGAGGCCGUCGUGGGGCGGUGCCUCUCGGAGGGGCUGGAGCCACAGAUGGUGGCGCGUGAAUUGGCCGAGGUGGCGCACGUGAACGACGUCGUUUUAGGCGUUUGA